AUUGACUCAGGUCAGAGUCAGACUGAUGUAUUAGUUUCUCUCUCUAAACCAAAUCCAUUUUUGAACAACUCUCUUCUCUUCUCUCGUGGAGCCAAAUACGAAUCAACAGCCUCAAUUCAUUUUCUUCCUUAGAUUUUUUCAAUUCAGGCACCCAACUUUACUUUCUUUCAUCCUAUCAUGUAUUUUCUUUAUGGAAGCUUGGAUCAUGCAAUUUCGAAUUAAGGUGAACGGACCAAUAACAAUCAUAAGGUGAUCUAUCCGAUUGAGCUAACACUAUACCGGCCUGGGACUGCAACUUUGUAUAUAAAAAUGGGUUGCUUCACAGUCCUGAAAUAUAAGAAGAAACGAAAUGAGCAGGGUAGCAUUGUCAAACGUUUCAUCACUCCGGAGCAUUCAUCAGCUGCACUGCCUGAACCAAAUUCCCAAAGUCGAAGUUUGCAGUCUGCACCCCCGAGUUUUAGAACGCGAGUAAAACCCGUUCAGCAGGCAAACAAAGUUUCAAAUAGUAGAACAAGGGCAUUAUCUGCUCCGUGUAGUCUAGAUACGGCAGAAGAGGAUGCCCUUUCAUCAGUUGAAUGUGAGGAGCAAGAGGAUUCCAGAAGUCGGAUUGGGUCAAUCAAGGAAUAUCAUUCCCAAAGUCCACAACCACUUCCUCUACCAGAACCUCAGGCACAAAACGCCAAUGUUCUAAAGAAUUUGUCGAGCUUUAAAAGUUCAACUUCCAGUGGUCCUCUCAACACUUCAGGGCCUCUUCCACUCCCUCCUCAGGGAACAAUAAGAAAUUUCUCAUUUGAAGAAAUUGCAAUGGCUUGCCAUAAUUUCUCGCAAGAGCUGUGUUUAUUAGAAGGUCUUUCUUCUUCAAUGUAUAUAGCUUCCUUUGGAGAUGAUACAUCCACCUCGAGAAAACAAGAAGCUGUUGUAACUCGCCUUCACAACUCCCCCCUGGUGUUGAGAGAUUUCGUAAAUGAGGUGAACAAAUUAUCAUCCUUGCAGCAUUCUAACCUCUGCAAAUUAUUGGGUUUUCAUGCACGUGAUGGAUCGGACAAGAGAAUGUUGGUUUACGAGAGGCUUUUCCAUGGAAGUUUAGACAGACUUUUAUAUGGAAGAUCAGAUGGGCCACCUAUAGAUUGGAAUGCCAGAAUGAAGGUAGCAUUAUGUGCUGCACAAGGUCUUACAUUCUUACACGAGGAAGGGCCUUUUCAGGCAAUGUACAGUGAGUUUUCAACCGCUAAUAUACAGAUCGAUAAGGAUUUUAGGGCAAAGCUAUCAGGAUUUGGAUGCGUUAGUCACUUACCAGAAAAUGAGAUUCCUAACAGCUCUGUUGCUUUAGCAACUUUAUCAAUGGAGACAUUGGAGAGAGGAUUGGUUACUCCGAAGAGCAAUGUUUGGAGCUUUGGGAUAGUUCUUCUCGAAAUACUCACAGGCAGGAAGAAUCUGGAUAGCAGCCGGCCCAAGGAAGAGAGGAACUUAGUGAAAUGGAGCAAACCGUAUUUAGCAGAUGACAGCAGGUUGUCUCUAAUAAUGGAUCCUCAACUAAAAGCCCGUUUCCCAAUCAAAGCAGCUCGAGCAGUAGCUGACAUAUGCCAAAAGUGUUUACAAAAGGAAUCUAUGGAAAGACCUACAAUGAGAACAAUAGUGGAACAUCUCAAAGUGAUACAAGACAUAAAAUACUCAUGCAGGUUCCCACUUCAAGAACCGGGAACAGCUGCGCGAAAGCAAAUAUCAAAAUCUCUUAGUAUGAACGGAAUUGUGAUUAGUCCAAUGAGGAGGUCAACAAGUUCGGCAUCAUUAACAGGGGCAAGUAAACCGUUUUCUUCAGCUCCAAUAGUUUUGCCGCUUCCUCCUCUUCGGACUUGUUCUUCCAUUCUCAUGAUGGAGGGAGGACUUGUUCAGCAUGAAAGACGCAAAUCAGUGUCUUCUUCGGCAGGGGAUGUUCAAGGGCCGAGUGUGGAAGGAUUUUAGUUUUUUCAUUUGUUUGAGUUAUUUUGUUUGAUUGAUUGGUUGUUGGUUGGUUUUAUAUAUUAUUAUUAUUUUUGUGUUUUCUGACAUAAAUAUUAUAUUUUUAUUAUUUAUACCAUGUAUAAAAGGAACUAGAUUUUGCUCUC
Molecule: messenger RNA, 2105 nt
Organism: Impatiens glandulifera
Lineage: Eukaryota; Viridiplantae; Streptophyta; Magnoliopsida; Ericales; Balsaminaceae
Product: probable serine/threonine-protein kinase PBL1
Exons: 6
Coding region: 310-1962 (550 amino acids)
Biological process (GO): protein phosphorylation
Molecular function (GO): ATP binding; protein kinase activity
Source: RefSeq, a predicted model, not a curated record